Messenger RNA from Acanthisitta chloris (rifleman), 2140 nucleotides. RefSeq names its product ring finger protein 10 (gene RNF10). The transcript has 15 exons. Gene Ontology annotation, molecular function: transcription cis-regulatory region binding. The coding region runs from base 104 to 2017 and encodes 637 amino acids. Gene Ontology annotation, biological process: positive regulation of transcription by RNA polymerase II; positive regulation of myelination. Lineage: Eukaryota; Metazoa; Chordata; Aves; Passeriformes; Acanthisittidae. The record is from RefSeq and is a predicted model, not a curated record.
ACAGCGUUAUAAUCGUAAAAGAGAGACUUCAUAUUCAAAAAAUGAGAACUUUUGCAGCCAGCCCCGUCGCUCCAAUUCACAGAAAAGCAAAGCUUUUAACAAGAUGCCCCCUCAAAGGGGAGGGAGCGGCGGUGGCAAACCUUUUAGCUCUUCUAAUGGUGGGAGACGAGAUGAGGUAGCAGAGGCUCAACGGGCAGAGUUCAGCCCUGCCCAAUUCUCUGGUCCCAAGAAGAUUAAUCUGAACCACUUACUGAACUUCACUUUUGAACCCCGUGGCCAAGCAGGACAUUUUGAUGGGAAUGGACAUGGCAACUGGGGGAAAAGGAACAAGUGGGGACAUAAGCCGUUCAACAAGGAGCUCUUCCUACAGGCCAACUGCCAGUUUGUUGUCUCUGAAGAACAGGACUACACAGUCCACUUUGCUGAUCCAGAUACCUUGGUCAACUGGGACUUUGUGGAGCAAGUGCGGAUCUGUAGCCACGAAGUGCCCUCUUGCCCAAUAUGUCUGUACCCACCCACGGCAGCAAAGAUCACUCGUUGUGGGCAUAUCUUUUGCUGGGCAUGUAUCCUUCACUAUCUCUCCUUGAGUGAAAAGACCUGGAGCAAAUGUCCUAUUUGUUACAGCUCUGUUCACAAGAAGGAUCUCAAGAGUGUGGUUGCUAUGGAAACACGUCAGUAUGCAAUUGGUGAUACCAUUACGAUGCAACUUAUGAGAAGAGAGAAAGGUGUUCUGAUAGCACUGCCCAAAUCUCAGUGGAUGAAUGUGGUGCAGCCUGUUUACAUCAGAGAUGACCAGCACAGUCAGUAUUCAAAGCUACUUCUGGCAUCCAGGGAGCAGGUCUUGCAGCUGGUGAUUCUGGAGGAGAAAGCGGCAUUACUGAAACAGUAUGAGGAGGAAAAACACACCCCAGAAGCUUGCUUCAUUGAGGCAGCUAUCCAGGAGCUGAAGGAGCGAGAAACAGCACUCUCUGCUGUCCAGGAUAAAAACAAUGGCAUUGCUGGAAUCAGUGCAGCUGUGGAAGAAUUGGUCCUAGAAAGCUCCAAGGCUGUGGAGCCUGCAGUUUCCCAAGAGAAAAAGUGUGGUGUGGAAUAUAUCUCUGCAUUUGAUGAGGAGCUUGUGGAGCCUUCCUCUGAUCUGGCAAGUUCCUUUUCGCCUCCUGUGGAAGUAGAAGAGGCAGUUCUGGAUGAAGAGGAAGUACCUGAGGUGGACACUGUAGGAGAACCUGAUAUGAUCACUACAGAAGAACCAAAUCCAACUGAAACAAGCCACCAAGAACCUAAAGAAACAGUUGGCAGUGGACAUCUUGGCAACUCUCCUUUUUACUAUUUUUACCAAGCGGAGGAUGGACAGUGUAUGUACCUCCACCCCGUGAAUGUUCGAUGCCUUGUUCGUGAAUAUGGCAGCUUGGAGAAGAGUCCAGAGAAGAUCACUGCAGCUGUAGUGGAGAUAACUGGCUACUCAAUGACAGAGGAUAUAAGGCAGCGUCAUCGCUACCUCUGUCACUUGCCCCUCACCUGUGAGUUCAGCAUUUGUGAACUGGCUCUGAAGCCACCUGUGAUCUCUAAGGAGACUUUGGAGUUGUUUUCAGAUGACCUUGAGAAGAGGAAACGUCUACGGCAGAAGAAAGCUCGUGAUGAGCGGCGACGCGAACGCAGAAUUGAGAUGGAAGAAAACAAGAAACAGGGCAAAUAUCCAGAGGUCCAUAUUGCUUUAGAGAAUCUGCAGCAGUUUCCUGCUUUUACCUCUUGUCCUGGAGAAACUACCAGCAUUGAUCAUCAGAGCUUCUGUCUGUCUCCUCUUGGCAGAAGCCCUGUGUUUCAGACAGAAUCUAUUCCAACUCCACUGUCACCUGCUGCCAGCCAGGUCAGCCCAUUGCUCUGUGGGAGUUUAGAAGAAGAGUCUCCAUUCCCUUCCUUUGCCCAGAUGUUGAGAGUCGGAAAGGCAAAACCAGAAACAUGGCCUAAACCUGCUCCAAAGACAAGAGAACUCUCUGGCACUCCCUGUGCCAGUGGAUAGUGAUGGAGAAAGUGACAGCUCUGACCGUAUCCCUGUGCCCAGCUUCCAGAAUUCCUUCAGCCAAGCUAUUGAGGCAGCCCUCCUGAAACUGGACAAACCGUCCACAGCUGAUCAUUUGUCAGG